AUUUUGUGCCUGGUGCCGAAGCCGCCGCUGAACAAUGGACGAGUCUCCGGCAGGACCGGGGCCCUGCCCAGCUGCCGCUCCGGUCGCCAUGGGUGGGGAAAACGAGGCAGAAAGCCGGCAAGGCCCCGCGGACCGGGCUAGCGGAAAGUCCCGCCUGAACCUGUUGGACACUUGCGGGGUGUGUGAGCAACAUAUCCAGAGCCGGCGGCCCAAGCUGCUGCCUUGCCUCCACACGCUCUGCUUCCGCUGCCUGCCCCCGCCUCACCGCUACCUCAUGCUGCCGCCUCCCGCCGCUCCUUCGCCGGGCGGCGGUCCCAAAGACCCGCCGUUGCCGCCCCCGCCCCCGCUGCUGCAGCCUUCGCCGGCUCCCUCGUCGCCCGUCUCCACCCCGCCCUCGCCGCUGCACUGCAACCCGGUUGGAGUUGUUCGUUGCCCAAUUUGUGGCCAGGAAUGUGCAGAAAGACACAUUAUUGAUAACAUAUUUGUGAAGGAUACUACUGAAUUUCCUAGUAGUACAGUGGAGAAGUCAAAUCAGGUUUGUACAAGCUGUGAAGAUAAUGCAGAAGCCAAUGGGUUUUGUGUGGAGUGUGUUGAGUGGUUAUGCAAGACCUGCAUUCGAGCUCAUCAGAGAGUGAAAUUCACAAAGGACCAUACAGUCAGACAGAAAGAAGAAGUGUCUCCAGAGGCUGUUGGUGUAAGUAGUCAGAGACCUGUGUUCUGUCCUUAUCACAAGAAGGAGCAGCUGAAGCUGUACUGUGAAACUUGUGACAAGUUGACAUGUCGGGAUUGCCAGUUGCUGGAACACAAAGAACACAGGUACCAGUUUAUACAAGAAGCCUUUCAAAAUCAAAAGGUGAUAAUUGACACACUUGUUACAAAGCUGAUGGAGAAAAGCAAAUAUAUAAAACAUACCGAGGAGCAGAUUCAAAAUAGGAUCCAGGAAGUUAAUCGGAAUCAAAAGCUGGUGGAACAGGACAUUAAAGUUGCCAUUUUUACAUUGAUGGUAGAAAUAAACAAAAAAGGGAAAGCACUUCUGCAUCAGCUUGAGUGUCUAGGUAAAGAACACCGCAUGAAGCUUCUGCAGCAGCAACAGGAAAUAGCAGGUCUUUCUAAGCAACUGGAGCAUGUCAUGAAUUUUUCUAAAUGGGCGGUCUCCAGUGGUAGCAGCACAGCAUUAUUGUAUAGCAAACGCUUGAUUACGUAUCGAUUGCGGUACCUUCUUAGAGCAAGGUGUGAUGCCCUACCUAUCUCUAAUGCCUCUAUUCAGUUUCACUGUGACCCUAGUUUUUGGGCCCAAAAUAUCUUCAAUUUAGGUUCUUUGGUGAUUGAAGAUAAUGAGAUCCCACUGCACAUGCCUAAAAGCCCUGUGAUGGAACAAAGCAUGCAGCCACAAAGUGGCUUACCUUCAAAUCAGCUAUCCAAGUUCCCAACCCAAAUCAGUUUAGCUCAACUACGACUUCAGCACAUGCAGCAGCAGGUCCUCGCUCAGAGGCAACAGGCUCAACGGAGAGCAGGUCCUGCAGGCCUGCCAAAUCCUAGAAUUGCAGGGCCCAUGCAUCAGACUCCUCCUCCUCCACCACCGCCACCUCAGCAGCCACCUCCACGUUUGGUUAACUUUCAGAAUCACAACCUUAAAGCAAAUGGCCCCAUUCCUGUGCCUCAGCCUAUGAGAUUUUCUCAAAACCAGAAUGUACACCAUUCAGCUGGAAGACCCAAUCCAUUGCAGAUGGCAUUUCUGGCACAGCAAGCUAUUAAACAGUGGCAAAUAAAUAGCGGACAUGUUUCUGCUGCUCCCUCAAAUGCCAGCAGCACAACAUCAACUCCUUCCAGUCCUACCACUAAUAAUGCUACUGGAUAUGAUGGAAAGAUAUUUGCCCCACCUAUGAUAGAUCUGACCUCAACAACGGGUGGCUCUUAUUCACUGCCUUCUCUUCCUGAUAUUGACUGUUCAGCAAAUAUUUCACUGGAAAGCAUUGGGAAGAGAGAGGGAAUUGUGGAGAUGAGCCAACCCAAACCUUCUUCACGCCAAACUGUCCAGUCUCCAAAUUCAUCAGUGCCAUCUCCAGGCCUUUCAGGGCUCCCUACAGUUUCUGGUAUUCAUCCUCCAGUUCGUUCACCCAGUGCCUCUAGUAUUGGAAGCCGAGGCAGCUCUGGCUCCUCUAGCAGACCAUCAGGUGCUGAUUCAACACAGAGAGUCCCUGUGGUCAUGUUAGAGCCUAUCAGAAUAAAACAAGAGUCUGGCAUGCCAAGUGAGAACUAUGAUUUCCCAGUUGUAAUAGUGAAGCAAGAAACAGAUGAAGAAUCUCGGAAUCAAAAUUCUAGAUUUCCAAGAACCUUGCUUACUUCAAUGUUGUUGAAUAAUAAUCGCUGCCCUGAAAAAAUAGCCUUGAACAGUGAAACACCAGACAGUACAGGAGACCAGUCAUCUGAUGACAAGGCAGCAUGGACAGGAGCUUCUCAUGUUGGAGAUGGCAGGAAAGAGGAUGACCCUAAUGAGGAUUGGUGUGCAGUGUGUCAGAAUGGAGGAGAACUUUUGUGUUGUGAUAAAUGUCCUAAAGUGUUCCACCUUUCUUGUCAUGUUCCCACACUCAGGAAUUUUCCUAGCGGGGAAUGGAUUUGUACAUUCUGCCGUGAUCUCUCUCAGCCAGAAGUAGAAUAUGAUGGCCCAAGUAAUGCUUCUGAAGAGAAAAGAAAACUAGAAGGCAAUAUGGGAUUGAUACCUGCUGAUCGGAGGAAAUGUGAAAGACUGCUACUGUAUCUUUACUGUCAUGAAAUGAGCCUUGCUUUUCAAGAUCCAGUUCCUCCUAUGGUGCCCGACUACUACAAAAUAAUAAAGAAGCCAAUGGACUUGUCCACUAUCAAGAACAGAUUGCAAAUGCAUCACCCAUUAUACACAAAACUGGAAGAUGUUGUAGCUGAUUUCAGACUGAUCUUUCAAAAUUGUGCAGAAUUUAAUGAGCCUGAUUCAGAAGUGGCUGAUGCUGGCAUGAAACUGGAAGCCUACUUUGAGGAACUUCUGAAAAACCUUUUUCCAGAAAGAAAAUUCCCUCUCCAGCCUUAUUGUCGUGCCGAUGGAGAUAGCCCGGUCUUAUCAGAUGACUCUGAUGAUGACUUUGUGCAGCCCCGGAAAAAACGCCUCAAAUGGGAGGAGCGUCAUUUUUUAAAAUGAACUGGUUGUAUGUAAUGCUAAGGAUUUUUUUACUGAACUAUUUAUCAAUAUUCUAUCCCUGGAGGACAUUUUUGACCACAUUGACUUCUGAUACUUUCUGCCAUGAUACAGAUCUACCAUGGAAAGUCAUGUAGGAGUCUUUAGAAAGUUGACCUUUGUUUUGGAAGUAUGUUAUACCAUCACUCUAGAGUGACAACCAUUCAGGUCUUUUAUUUAGAAAGCUUUUGUUUUAAAAGACAAAAGAAAAUCAUAAUUACAUUUGAAAAUGAGUUUAAUGUGUGAUUUUUGCUGUUUCCAGAAAAUGUGAUCAGAUCAGAAAUUAAUUUACCAAAGGUGUGUGGCUGGCCAUAAUUUCAGUUCUUUAUACUGUACAUAACCAUUAGCCAUCAGAGAGGAAAAGCACAUGGUUUGAUAUUGUCCUAAGAUACUGACUGGUACAGUGGAAUUGUAGUUGCCCCAGAGGUCUACUUGUUCUUUACAAUGUAUGGAGCCCCAAAUUAAAAUACUUCAAAAAAUGU
Molecule: messenger RNA, 3687 nt
Organism: Pogona vitticeps (central bearded dragon)
Lineage: Eukaryota; Metazoa; Chordata; Lepidosauria; Squamata; Agamidae
Gene: TRIM24
Product: tripartite motif containing 24
Cellular component (GO): chromatin
Molecular function (GO): protein binding; zinc ion binding
Source: RefSeq, a predicted model, not a curated record